Thermochaetoides thermophila DSM 1495 is the source of this 714-nucleotide messenger RNA. RefSeq lists its product as uncharacterized. The transcript has 3 exons. The record is from RefSeq and is a predicted model, not a curated record. NCBI's taxonomy places the organism in Eukaryota, Fungi, Ascomycota, Sordariomycetes, Sordariales, Chaetomiaceae. Bases 1 to 714 code for a protein of 237 amino acids.
AUGUUAAAGGAGGAACUGCAGGCAGUAAAGCAGUGGGAUCACAAGAUCGAUUUACCCUCGACAUCUUACCAAGCUGGUCACGCUCUCGUCAACUACCUCUACUGUGGCAGUCUUGACUGUCAUGGACAUGGCUCAAACAAUGGACCCCCUCCCCAGCAGAAGUUAGCAUUGUUGCUGGAGAUCUACGCUCUUGCGCGGACGUAUGUUCUUCCUGGUCUAGAAGUGCUGGCCCGGGAAGAACUCGAGUCAUUGGCCGCCAAAUUUAGCCCAUUCGAGCUCUUUGAUGCCGCAAAGAUUUCGUAUCCCACAUCUGUUGGUGAUGACGUGUGGUUUCCAGGAUUUGUUAAGGUUUGCAUCAAAGCUGCAUUGCAGAACCCGUCAAGUCUUCAGGUUGAGCGCAACCUAACGGACUAUACCAAUGGAGGAUCAUUGGUGAAACUGUUUCUAUCCUUUGCCAAUGAUGAAGCAGCGUCGGAGGCCAGCGAUGACGCAAUGAUGCAACCGACACCAAGCGAAGUGACCUCAACGACGGAGCGGUCCCCAACUUCGACUUCACAAUUAAUGGUGACUCAGCAACAUGAAGCCAAAGAUGAUUCCUCGCCGACUCCAGUUUACCGUGAUCUUGUCAAUCUGCUUGAACGUCUAAAGAAAUGCUCGACCGAAACUGACCCUUAUGACAAAGACUAUCUGAAAGGGAACUGGAGAUGGGGAUGA